Messenger RNA from Vigna radiata var. radiata (mung bean), 1273 nucleotides. RefSeq names its product cytochrome P450 71A21. The transcript has 2 exons. Gene Ontology annotation, molecular function: oxidoreductase activity, acting on paired donors, with incorporation or reduction of molecular oxygen; heme binding; monooxygenase activity. Bases 27 to 1241 code for a protein of 404 amino acids. NCBI's taxonomy places the organism in Eukaryota, Viridiplantae, Streptophyta, Magnoliopsida, Fabales, Fabaceae. The record is from RefSeq and is a predicted model, not a curated record.
UUUUCUGUAACAGACCACAUCGUAAGAUGUCUGAUAUCAUCCUAUAUGAUUCCAAAGAUGUGGCAUCUGCUCCCUACGGCAAAUACUGGAGGCAGAUAAGGAGUAUUUGUGUCUUGCAUAUUCUCAGUGCAAAAAAGGUUCAAUCCUUUGGUGCAGUGAGAGAAGAGGAAAUCUCCAUAAUGAUGAAAGAGAUUAAACAGUGUUGCUCUUCUUUGAUUCCUGUGAAUUUAACUGAAUUGUUUUCUACAGUCACGAAUGACAUAGUGUGUAGAGCUGCUCUCGGAACGAGAUACAGUGGAGAAGGAAGGAGACAGCUUUGGGAGCUACUGAAUGAAAUGAUGAAGUUGAUGGGUGCUCCAGUUAUAGGGGACUACAUACCUUGGCUUGAUUGGGUGGGAAGAGUUAAUGGAAUGUAUGAUAGGGCAAAGAGAGUGGCUAAAGAGCUUGAUGAAUUUUUCGAUGAAGUUGUUGAUGAGCAUGUAAGUAGAAGAGGGCAUGAUGUGCAUGGUGAUGAUGAUGAUGAAGAAGAAGGAGAGGAGAAUGAUCUGGUGGACAUUUUGUUGAGGCUCCAAAAGAAAAACAGAACGGGGUUUCAGAUUGAUAGAACAACCAUAAAGGCUUUGAUCUUGGAUAUGUUUGUCGCAGGUACUGAUACCGGCUCCUCAAUCCUGGGAUGGAUAAUGACAGAACUCUUGAGGCACCCAAAUGUGAUGCAGAAGCUAAAAGAUGAGAUAAGGAAUGUGGUUAGUGGUAGAACUCGCAUAACUGAGGAAGAUUUAAGCAGCAUGCCUUAUUUGAAAGCAGUGAUUAAAGAAAGUUUUCGAUUACAUCCCCCAGCUCCUUUGUUGCUUCCAAGGGAAUCCAUGGAAGAUACCAAAGUGAUGGACUAUGACAUUGCAGCAGGCACACAAAUCAUAGUUAAUGCUUGGGCAAUAGCAAGAGAUCCUUGUUACUGGGAAAAAGCUGAAGAGUUUGAAGCAGAAAGAUUCUUAAAGAGUUCAAUAGAUGUGAAAGGACAUNAUUUUGAAGUGAUACCAUUUGGAGCAGGAAGAAGGGGUUGUCCAGGAAUAAUGUUUGCCAUGAAUAUGAUUGAGUUGGUCAUGGCAAACCUCAUUCAUCAGUUUAAUUGGGAAGUGCCAAGUGGAGUAAUGGGAGAUCAGACACUCGACAUGACUGAAUCUACAGGGUUGACCAGUCAUAGAAAAUUUCCUCUCAUAGCAUUUGCCUCCCACCAUGCAUGAUAAGAAGUUAACGUUAAAGUUGGUAACAUAUA